Molecule: messenger RNA, 3336 nt
Organism: Malus domestica (apple)
Lineage: Eukaryota; Viridiplantae; Streptophyta; Magnoliopsida; Rosales; Rosaceae
Product: pentatricopeptide repeat-containing protein At5g48910-like
Molecular function (GO): protein binding; zinc ion binding
Source: RefSeq, a predicted model, not a curated record
UAGUUGUGGUUAUACAUGGGCCACUCAGACGGUCGGACCCCUUGGUUGUGGUUAUCAUCUGAUCCACCAACGCCAUUGCAGGUUGCAGCAAUGCUUCAGCUCACACCAUCUCUCUCUCUCCUCCACAAACCAUUUCUCUCUCCUCAAACCCUAAACCCCUUCUCGCUUCUCCAAACAUGCAAAACCCUACAAGAAGCACAGCAGCACCACGCCCUGUUCCUCAAGACCGGAACUUUCAGCCACCCUUCAGUCGCCUCCUGCUUCCUUUCUCUCUACGCCGACCCCAAAAUCAACAACCUCGACUACGCCCGCUCCGUCUUCGACCAAAUCGAACAACCCUCGUUGGUGUCUUGGAACGUUCUCAUCAAAUGCUACGUCGGAAACCAGCGGUCGCAUGAUGCCAUUGUUUUGUUCUAUGAAUUGGUUCAUGAGCUUGUUCCCGAUCAUUUCACUGUGCCGUGCGUGAUUAAGGGUUGCGCUCGGUUGAAUGCGAUUGAGGAAGGGAAGCAGAUUCAUGGGUUGGUGUUGAAAAUUGGGCUGGGGUUGGAUAAGUUUGUCCAGAGCAGUUUGGUGAGUUUGUACUCGAAAUGUGGUGAGAUUGGUUUGGCUCGGAAGGUGUUUGAUGAAAUGCGUGACCGAGAUUUGGUAACUUGGAAUUCAUUGGUGGAUGGGUAUGCGAGGUGUGGAGAAGUAGAAGUGGCAAUGGAGUUGUUUGAUCAAAUGCAGGAGAGGGAUUUGUUUUCUUGGACUGUUUUGGUCGAUGGGUUGUCGAAAUGCGGGAAGGUGGAGAUGGCUAGGGAGGUGUUUGAUAGGAUGCCAAAUAGAAAUUCGGUUUCUUGGAAUGCCAUGAUUAAUGGGUACAUGAAAGCUGGAGAGGUUGAGACGGCUCGUCAAUUAUUUAGUGGGAUGCCGGCAAGAGAUGUGAUAACUUGGAAUUCAAUGAUUGCAGGUUAUGAAUUUAAUGGGAGGUUUAUGGAAGCAUUGGAGUUGUUUCAAGAAAUUUUGAAAGAAGAUGUCAUGCCUAGUCAUGCUACAUUGGUCAGUGCUCUUUCAGCCGUUUCGGGAUUAGCUAUCCUGAGUAAGGGGAGAUGGAUUCAUUCUUUCAUGGUAAAACAUGGAUUUGAGUUAGAUGGCGUGCUUGGUACAUCCUUGAUUGAUAUGUAUUCCAAGUGUGGGAGCAUUGAGAAUGCUCUGACCGUAUUUCGAGCUAUACACAGGAAGAAAUUAGGGCAUUGGACUUCUAUAAUUGUCGGUUUAGGAAUGCAUGGUAUGGCUGACCAAGUUCUUGAGCUAUUUCUCGAGAUGCGGAAGAAUGGAAUGCAGCCUCAUGCUAUAACUUUUAUUGGAGUCUUGAAUGCAUGUAGUCAUGCCGGAUUGGUCGAUCUUGGCCGUUUCUAUUUCAAUCUGAUGACAAAUGAUUAUGGAAUUGAACCCACAAUUGAACACUACGGUUGCUUUGUAGACAUUUUAUGUCGGGCUGGCUGUCUGGAUGAGGCGAAGAAUGUCAUUGAAAGUAUGCCCAUGAAACCAAACAAAGUAAUCUGGAUGAGUUUGCUCAGUGGUGCUCGGAAUCAUGGAAAUGUUGAACUUGGCGAUUAUGCUGCUCGUCACCUGAUUGAAGUGUCUCCCGACACUAUUGGAUGCUAUGUUGUUCUUUCUAACAUGUAUGCUGCUGCUGAUCAGUGGGAGAAAGUUUCACAGGUAAGAGAAAUGAUGAGAAUGAGAGGAGUCAAAAAGGACCCGGGAUGCAGUUCCAUAGAGCACAGAGGUGUGCUUCAUGAGUUUAUUGUGGGUGAUAAAUCACACCCUCGGACAGAAGAGAUAUAUUCGAAGUUGAGUGAGAUGAGAGAGAAACUGAAAUCUGUAGGACAUGUUCCUGACACAAGCCAAGUUCUGUUGUGUCUUGAAGAGGAAAAAGAGAAGGAAGCUGAACUGGAAAACCAUAGUGAAAGAUUGGCUAUUGCAUUUGGUCUCAUUAAUUCGGAAGCUGGGAGUCCUAUUCGCAUUAUAAAGAAUCUUCGUGUCUGUAGCGAUUGCCACUCUGUCACUAAACACCUAUCCAGUAUCUAUAAUCGUGAGAUUAUUGUGAGAGAUAAUAGUCGUUUCCAUCAUUUCAGAAAUGGCUCAUGUUCUUGCAAAGAUUUUUGGUGACUAACUUGUUUGUCUGCUGCAUUGACGGCUGUGUUCAGCUGCUCACAGCCUUAAAGCAAGAAGCAUCAGAAUGCAUCUACCUCUAUGCUUGCGCUCUUAACAUUGGAGCAGCUAUCGGGAUAUGACUCAUAGGUCUUGCUUUCCCAAAAUUCUGCAUUGGCAAGAGACUCGCACUAACAAGAUAGGGAAUCUUCAUUAUACAGAGUCUGAGUUUAUAAUGAGAGAUAAUAGUUGUUCCCAUCAUUUCUUUCACCCUCCAUUGGAGAAAGGCGUGUAUACUAGGUGCCCUUAGUAUUAGAGGCAAUCUUCAUUGUAUACUGAUUACCCCCGUAGUAAAUGUAAACUUAUACCGACAGUAAUGUAAAAAAUUCUGAUUUUUCUCAAAUUGACUGUUUCAUACAUUCUCUUUGUGCUUUGAUUGAACUCAAAAUUUUUCUACUUUCCCCAACCUAAGAUGAAGAAACCUAUGCCUGCACUCUUAAAUUGGAAGGGCCAUUGUUGUCAGUUCUUUUGAUUGUGGGAACUUGUUGUGUGUUUAUUUAAUAUAUAGCAGUACAGGCAGUCUUGAUGCCUGUCCGGAUGCUGAAACUCUUGAAAUUAGAAUGCAACUGCAGUCCCUGUAUUGGCUAGAUACUUGUUCACCCCUUAGAUAUAUUGGCUAGAGACUUGUGCACCCCUUAGAUAUAUGGGCAGUCUAUGUUAUGCUGAUGUUAUAGUGAAAGGUAAUAGCCAUUCCCAUUUUGCAAUCUUCAUUAUACUAAGGUAAUAGUGAAAGCCCAUCAUUUCUUUCACCCUAAGUUGACAGAAUUCGUAUACUUGGUGUCCAUAUAGAUACAGUGUAGGCAAUCAUCAUUGCAGAAAUUUUAUGCCCUAAUUAAACUUAAUUUGCCUAAUGGUGACGGAUUGAUGAAGAAACCUGAGAUCAAUCUAUGAUCUUAUGGUUCGGCAUUGACUUUCUCUUGUAUUUCGCUAGUUCGAAGCAUCCUCCAUUUGUUUCCUAGUUUAGAUUUACUAUAUUGCCACAAAGCAUGCAUCUAUUGAUAGGAAUUCUUGAAUGUGCACCACAAUUAGACAAAUAAAACGAAGGAGCUUGGGAGUUUUUUACUGCAUACAGCGGUUUCAAUACAAGCAGUUUCUAGUAAAAUUGCAUCAGAACUAAUGGAGUCCACAACAAGAGAACCUCAA